Messenger RNA from Naegleria fowleri, 432 nucleotides. RefSeq lists its product as uncharacterized. The transcript is spliced from 3 exons. The record is from RefSeq and is a predicted model, not a curated record. The coding region runs from base 1 to 432 and encodes 143 amino acids. Lineage: Eukaryota; Heterolobosea; Eutetramitea; Acrasida; Naegleriidae.
AUGAAAUUAAAACACUUUAUGGUUCCAACUGAAAAAGUUGUAAAGGCCCCUUCCAAUCAACGACUAAAAGAAGUUGCAAGUUUAAUGGUCAGAGAAAAUAUUGGAUCGGUCGUAUUGGUGGAUCCUUCAGAUAACAAUCAUCCAGUUGGAAUUCUCACAAAAACAGAUCUCGUUCGAGAAUGUCUAAAAUCCGAUUGUAACGUUGAGCUUCCAGCAGAAUCAGUCAUGUCCAGAGAUUUAACGUUUGCUAAGGAUUACCUUGAAGAAGAGCAAGUCGCUGAAACAAUGAGUUCUAAAAACAUUCAUUAUGUAUUGGUGGAAGAUGAACAAUCGAAUUGGGUAGGAAUGGCUUCCACAGUGGAUAUCUUGACGGAAAUAGCUGCAUCACACAAAGCAUUUCCCUACAAUAGAAGAAGAAAAGUCGAGUAUUGA